Molecule: messenger RNA, 891 nt
Organism: Tricharina praecox
Lineage: Eukaryota; Fungi; Ascomycota; Pezizomycetes; Pezizales; Pyronemataceae
Product: family 61 glycoside hydrolase
Exons: 3
Coding region: 148-819 (223 amino acids)
Source: RefSeq, a predicted model, not a curated record
ACUCUACUGGAAACCGCUGGUGAUGAGAGCUUUGGUGGUAUUUAACACCUCGGCAUUGCCUCUGUUUUUCCUCUGAUUCCCUACUCACCAGCCCAGCCAGCACAGCCAGCACAAGCAAACCCAUACAUACACUCCUUUCAAUACAUCAUGCAAUUCUCCCUCUUCCUCCUCGCCGCCUGCACGGCCCUGCUGCAGCCCGUAGCCGCGCACUACCGCUUCACCAGCCUCAUCGUCGGCAGCACUGUCACCAGCGAAUACCAAUACGUCCGGCAGAACAGCAACCACAACUCUCCCGUCUCCACCACCUCCACCGACGUGCGCUGCAACGUCGGCGGCGGCUCCGGCGCGAGCACGCAGACCGCCACCGUAGCCGCGGGGUCCACCGUUGGCUUCAAGAUGGACCAAUCCAUCUACCACGCGGGCCCCAUCGUAGCGUACAUCUCGAAAGCGCCCAGUACCGCCGCAUCCUACGACGGCUCCGGCAGCUGGGCUAAGCUGUACGAGAUCGCGCCCACGAUCUCUUCCUCUGGCGUGGUAUGGAACACUGAGGGGAAAGACACGUUCUCGUGGACGCUGCCUGCCUCGCUCGCUGCAGGCGAGUAUCUCCUGCGCAUCGAGCAGGUUGCGCUGCACUCCAUGCCCGCCCAGCAUUAUGUCUCGUGCGCGCAGAUUAAGGUCACCGGUGGUGGCAGUGCCGUCCCCACCGGGAUUAGUCUCCCCGCCGGGUAUAAUGCUGCGAGCUCCAGCUUUGCGGUUAAUAUUUAUUAUCCCGUGUUGACGAGUUAUACUAUGCCUGGAGGCGCGGUUUGGAGGGGUUAGGUGGAUGGGGACGCAGACGGAGACGGAGACGGUGUGGAGGAGGGGUGGCGGUAUCAACACUCGUUAGGAUUA